GCGUGAUGUCAGUCUGGUGCCACUAAUCUCGAGCAAGUUUAAUUUUCGACUGGCAAGCGGUUGGUGACGACGACGCGACGUGGGUUUUUGUUUACUUUUUCCUGGAGUGAAUCAUGCGAGACGACCACGAAUUGAACAUUAAUUUCGUAGCCCUUGUAGAGGCAUAUCCCUGUCUGUAUGACAAUACACGGGAGGAUUAUCAUAUGAUCCAUGUGCAAGAACGGGCUUGGGCGAAAAUUGCAAAAGACAUUGGGGAAGGAGCUACCAUCGCAGAUUGCAAAAAAAGGUGGAAGAAUUUACGUGGAAGUUACACGAAACAUUUAAAGACAUACAUGCCAUCUGGAUCUGGAGCAUCGGUAAAACGCCCAUACUAUCUCUCGGAGUACAUAUGUUUUGUUUUACCGUUCACUAAGUCCCGCCAACCGAAAGGAAAUGUUGACGCACCAAAGAAUAUUGAAACGGCCGAUAUAAUUCAUGAAGAAUCAAUUACGGAGGACCUAGAGACCGAAGAGCUUGAAACUCAACAAUUAGGAAGUCCAAAAAUUGGAAAUUACAAAAACAACCAAGGGAGAAAUGACGAUAUUGAUGAUGAACAGUGGAUUCCUGAAGAAUUUAACGAGCCUGUAUCAAAUAUUAUUGUAUCUCAGACAGACAGUUUGGAAAAAAAUGAUUCUGGAGAUCCAAAGCAAAAAACACAAAAGAGAAGUGUAUCCAGUUCGUCAGUACCUAGUGUAAAUAAUCCUAAAAGAAAUAAAACUACUCCGAAUCCAAUAUCUUUGGCAGAUGUUAACAAAUCUGCCUUUGAAUUUUUUGAAAAAAAGAAGCAAGCACCGUAUAAACCACCUGCUUUCACUAAUGAUGAUGCCGAUGUGCAGUUUUUGUUGAGUCUAUUGCCCGAUUUAAAAAAAAUGUCAGACAAGCAGAAAAGAAAAUAUAAAGCGGGAGUCCUAAAUCUUGCCGGUGAAAUCUUGGAUGAGCCUGUAGUGUCUCAUAUUUCUGCACCUCUCUUCUCCCCAACGUCUAGUUAUUCAUCGCUUGCUGCAGAAGGUAUACCUUCUGAGCCUUCUACCCGUUCCUCUUCAGCAUGUACCAGCUCUAUUCGACCUCAAUGUGAGACAGCUGAUUCGCGGACAUAUGAAGAUAUUUCGUUUUCAACAGUACGUCAGACAUCCACACAAGCACAAGAUACAUUAUUACCAAAUAUUCAGUAUAAUAACCCAUUAUUACCAGAUCAUGAAUUUGCUUUUUAA
Messenger RNA from Acanthoscelides obtectus, 1250 nucleotides. NCBI's taxonomy places the organism in Eukaryota, Metazoa, Arthropoda, Insecta, Coleoptera, Chrysomelidae. The record is from the annotation of a GenBank genome assembly.